AUGUCUAUGUCGAAUGUUGGUCCCAAUAGCAUGUAUCAUUUGGAUUACAACAACUCGCAAGGUUUUGGUAUAUCUGCAUCACCGAAUACAUGGUUACGAGAACAUGAUAGCCUGUAUACGUCCUACAAUGUAUCAGUCGAUGAUGCCUGGACUUCGUUACAUUCGAAUUGUCUUUCUCUGCCUCAUCAAAAUUAUACAACAUAUACUAAACAACAACAACCACAACAACAACAUUGUCUAUCAUCUAUUCCACAUCAAUCGACAACAAUGAUCGAUGGUAGUGACUUUAUUCUUCCGAUUAACAACAACAGUUAUCAAGAUAAUUACUCUCCAUUAUAUCAGAAUCAAAUUUUACCAUGUCAUACGCUAAUAUCUCCGACGUCAUUGGCAAUCCCACAAGAGUCGUUAAACGCUUUAGAUUCAACAAGCUAUAAUUCGACAUUAAACAUCUCGUCCACAGCUCCAUGUAAAUCUCUCUUCAAGAUACAGAGCGCAGAUGGUAAACAAGUGUGCCAAGUCUGUGGUGAUGAGUCGAGUGGUUAUCAUUUUGGUGCAUUCACAUGCGAAAGCUGUAAAGUGUUUUAUCGAAGAGUAUUACAUGGUAUACACGACAUUAAACAUUCGUGUGACUCACCUCAAGAUAUAAAUAAAUCGAAUCGCAAAGGUUGCAGGGCUUGUCGAUUUGAAAAAUGUUCGAGAGUGGGAAUGUCGACAACAAACAAACGUUUAACGAGAAGAAUAAAACAAACCAGUGAUAAUUUUACCAUCACUACCAUGAUGAACACUGGAAAUUUCCAUCAAUUAGACAAAAAUGAGACUAAUGAUUCGCAAUUAUAUAAAACUAAUUGUUCUCAUAUUAUUCGUUUAUUUAAUUGGCUAGGAAAUUGUUUAAAAAACGGUCAACAACCACAACAACAAACAUGUAAUUAUUAUGAUUAUUCAUUACUCGAUGUUAUUGAAAACGUCUUAAAAACUCUAGAUAUAAAUGAAACACGAAUUUGUACCGAUGUACAGUUGUACGAUCUAUACAAAUUAUGUGAAUAUCAUAUACGACAAAUAGCAUCAACAAAUUUUCUUUAUAAUUUUCUCACAUCAGAUCAUUCAUUUACAGUCAUUCUAUUUUUACUUAUCACACUAUUUAAUACGGAUAUUGAAACAUCAUCAUCUUCAUUAGUGAUGAUUAAAACAGCAAAAAUUGAUAAAUUGCUUAAAGUUUUACAUUAUGAAAUCGGUAUGAAAUGUAUGGAUAAACGAAGGUUUAAUAUAGUCAAAGCAUUAUUCAUGAAAUGUUAUGUUGAAAUAUCUAUAAGAAUUGGUGAACUAACACAAUAUAGUAAUAAUAAUAGUAUUAAUGUUGGAUAUAACAAUAGAAUUUUAUCAUGA
This is a messenger RNA of Didymodactylos carnosus, 1383 nucleotides long. NCBI's taxonomy places the organism in Eukaryota, Metazoa, Rotifera, Eurotatoria, Philodinida, Philodinidae. The record is from the annotation of a GenBank genome assembly.